AGAUUGCUUCACAUUCCUCUAACUAAACAGAUCCCAUGUGCCCUGCUUUGCUUUGUCAAAUUGACACAGCCUGGUGUCAUCUGAGAGAAAACAUUUGGUUGAGGAGCUGCUAAGGUCACUGCCCUGUGGGGAUAUUGGGGAUGUCUGGGGGGGGGGGGGCUUGUUAGUUGACGUAGGAGCACCCAGCCCAUGGCAGGUGGCAAUAUUCCCUGAGUAAGGUUGUCCUGGACUUUAUAAAAAAAAACUAAGUAUGAGGGGAGCAAGCCAACAGGCAACAUUCCUCCAUGGUUUCUGCUUCAGGCUCCUGCUUUGAGUUCCUGCCCUGAUUUCCCUCAGCAAUGGACUGUGACCUAGAAGUAUACGCCAAAUAAAUUAUUUCCUCACAGUACUUGUUCCCAAACACAAGCUGGCAAUUCUGAAAUUCUGAGAAGUACAAAUCCUGGUGUACCCUGAUUCAAAGUCUCUAAAGGACACUUUAUAGAGGAGAGGAAGACCCGGAUCAUAGCAAUUUAGGAAAGCUCUGGAAGACACAAAAUAGUUUGUAAAUGAUUUCCAUCAUCAGAAUAAGCCAGGAGACAAAAUACUGAGACUGGCUAGGUGUGUUCUAUUGGGUUCUGUACUCCAGCAAAACAGUUUCAGAGGGAUGAAAGCAACAGUUUCUUCUUUGAUGGGUAAAGAGUCAAGGCAGAUAAGAAACUAUUCACUGUGUAAGCUCUGCUAGUCAGUCUCCAAGGGCCUUUAAAAAGGUGGUUCUCAACAUGUGGGUCUCGAUCCCUUGGCGGUCAAACACGGGACACAGCAGAUAUCCUGCAUAUUACAGUUACGAAGUAGCAACAAAAUGAUUUUAUAGUGAGGGAGGGGUCACCACAACAAGAGAAACUGUGUUAUAAAAGAGUCAGAGCAUUUUAGGAAGGUUAGAAGCAUUGCUAUAAAAUAAUCAGCAUAGAGGGCCAUACUGCUAACCUGCUCUGCUUGGAGCUCAUGGGCUCCAUCUAGAUGCUUGAAAGGAUUGCAUUCUGGUAUUUAGAAACAGCAACUGCUUUGUUUUUACAUGCUUCCGAGUUUUGUUGGUGAAUGAUUUCAGGUAUGUCUUUGCGAGCACUUGUCUCUGGUGUGGGUUAAGAAAGAUCCCAGCUUCUCGCAUACGUUGCUUCAGCCAGUCAGAGCAACAUUGUGAGGCUGUGUUUCAAAAAAAACAAAAAAACAAAGAAUUUCAUCUUAUUCAUACAGUACGGCAUUUAUCUUUGCAAGCCCUUCAAGAUGUGUUUUGUUAUUUUGUUUAAAAAAACAAACAAACCAGCCUAGGGCUACAGACGAUCAGCUUUGAUAACCGACAGAGAAAGGGAGAUAACCGCUGAUUAUUGUGAGGUGAGUGCUCAGAAUGAUCCCGGGGAGCAGUGCCACGCGUGAACACCGCGUCGAGGGUUUUAGACUUGCCCGGCCAUUGCGUGCCUCACUGCAUCCCGCCAACCUCGCGGUCCAAACGGUCCUCUCUCAGAAACUUCUCUAUUUCAGGCCAAGGGAAGAAGAGGAGGAGGAGGAGGAGGGCGGGGGGAGGACGAGGAGGACGCCAGCAGCCCGCGCCCCCAGGGCCGACUGCAAAGGUCCUCCCUAAAGCGUCCGGAGAAGGCUCGCACGGGAAAGGACGAGCUCCGGGAUCAGAGUCCAGUCUGGCUCCAGAAGCCGCCAACAGACUCCACACCCCUUCCCCGCCCGGAGCCGAGGUGAUGACGAAUUCAAAGUGCGACGGACGCACACGCAGCCCGCGCUUGCACGACAGUACGCGCAGGGCAGCGCGAGGGAGUCCCGGUCCGUCACCGGCGCGACUCGCGUCCCGCCUCCUCCGCUCCCGCCACCCCCGCAGCUCCGCGCCCGCCUCGGUGCAAGGCCUCGGCCGGAGCGAAGCUGCCGGCUCCCGUCUUGUCGCUUUAAGUGGUGGGGCUUGCGGGCCGCCCCUGCCGCUACUGCCUAGGUGGCCCCGCGCGCCGCUUUUGAGGGGCGAGCCAAGAUGGCGGCGGCUUUGGCUCUGUGAGGAAGACGGAAGAGGCGGCGGAGUAGGGAAGGCGGCUUCUAAGAAGAGCCAGGGGUUCUCGGGUGGCCAGAGGCGUUCGGAGUCUCCCGGGAAGUGCUACCUCACCGGCUUCGGAUGCUUUAAGCGGGAGGAGCGGAGCGGGGCUUCCUGCUGCAGCGGCUGGGCCAGGUACAAGGGAGGAAAACAUGGCGGCGGCGGCCUGAGGAGGCGGCGGCGCGGGAAAGCGGCUCUGCGGAGGUCAUGGUGGAGGCCGGAGCGGGUCUGUGAACCGAGCCGCACCUCGUUGGAACGGCGGGCCGGUAGGCUGCGUAGUGCUGCGCGUUCCCUGUCGGGGCUGCUGGGCGGCCGCGCUCGCUCGGCCUGGACAAUAGCGCCGGGGAGAAGGAGACGAGAGAAGGCGGCGGCCCGGGGCUCGGACCCGGGAGCGGGCCAUGCGAGCGGCGGCGCAGCUCCGCGGCGGCCAGCGGUGGCACUGAGGUCCCGGAGUUCCCCGUUUGCGGCCGCCCGCCUUUUCUGGACACUGUCCCUGGGCCACUCGGGCGGGGCCCCCGGCCGGCACGAUGACCGACACCCGACGGCGGGUGAAGGUCUACACGCUCAACGAGGACCGGCAGUGGGACGACCGGGGUACUGGCCAUGUGUCCUCCGGCUACGUGGAGAGGCUGAAGGGCAUGUCCCUGCUCGUCAGGGCGGAGAGCGACGGUUCUCUUCUUCUAGAGUCCAAAAUAAAUCCUAACACUGCAUACCAGAAACAACAGGAUACUCUGAUUGUGUGGUCUGAAGCAGAAAAUUAUGACUUGGCCCUUAGCUUUCAAGAAAAAGCUGGAUGCGAUGAAAUUUGGGAGAAAAUAUGUCAGGUUCAAGGAAAGGACCCUUCAGUGGACAUCACUCAGGACCUGGUAGAUGAAUCUGAAGAGGAGCGAUUUGAUGAUAUGUCCUCACCAGGUUUAGAAUUGCCGUCAUGUGAGUUAAGUCGACUUGAGGAAAUUGCAGAGCUUGUGGCAUCAUCUUUACCUUCCCCCCUCCGACGUGAGAAACUCGCACUAGCACUGGAAAAUGAGGGUUAUAUUAAAAAGCUUUUAGAGCUUUUUCAUGUGUGUGAGGAUUUGGAAAACAUUGAAGGACUGCACCACUUAUAUGAAAUUAUUAAAGGGAUCUUCCUCUUGAAUCGAACUGCUCUUUUUGAAGUUAUGUUCUCUGAGGAAUGUAUAAUGGACGUCAUUGGAUGCUUGGAAUAUGACCCAACUUUAUCACAACCACGUAAACACAGGGAAUUUUUAACAAAAACAGCCAAGUUUAAAGAAGUAAUUCCCAUAUCAGAUCCUGAGCUGAAACAAAAAAUUCAUCAGACAUACAGAGUUCAGUAUAUACAAGAUAUGGUUCUCCCUACCCCUUCAGUCUUCGAAGAAAACAUGUUAUCAACACUUCACUCCUUUAUCUUUUUCAACAAGGUAGAAAUCGUUGGUAUGUUACAGGAAGAUGAAAAAUUUCUGACAGAUUUGUUUGCACAACUAACAGAUGAAGCAACAGAUGAGGAAAAAAGACAAGAAUUGGUUAACUUUUUAAAAGAAUUUUGUGCAUUUUCUCAAACGCUACAACCCCAAAACAGAGAUGCUUUUUUCAAGACUUUGUCAAAUAUGGGCAUAUUACCAGCUUUAGAAGUCAUCCUUGGCAUGGAUGAUACACAGGUGCGAAGUGCUGCUACGGAUAUAUUCUCAUACUUGGUUGAAUAUAAUCCAUCCAUGGUACGAGAGUUUGUCAUGCAGGAGGCACAACAGAAUGAUGAUGUAAGUAAGAAGUUAACAGAGCAAAAAAUAACCAGCAAGGAUAUUUUGCUCAUCAACCUCAUUAUAGAACAUAUGAUUUGUGAUACAGAUCCCGAGCUUGGAGGGGCAGUCCAACUUAUGGGCCUGCUUCGAACUUUAGUUGACCCAGAGAACAUGCUAGCCACUGCCAAUAAAACAGAAAAGACUGAAUUUCUGGGUUUCUUCUACAAGCACUGUAUGCAUGUUCUCACUGCUCCCUUACUAGCAAAUACAACAGAAGACAAGCCUAGUAAAGAUGAUUUUCAAACUGCGCAGUUACUAGCACUUGUAUUGGAAUUGCUAACAUUUUGUGUGGAGCACCAUACCUACCACAUAAAGAACUAUAUUAUCAACAAGGACAUUCUUCGCAGAGUGCUAGUUCUUAUGGCCUCCAAGCAUGCUUUCUUGGCAUUAUGUGCCCUCCGUUUUAAGAGAAAAAUCAUUGGAUUAAAAGAUGAAUUUUAUAACCGCUACAUAAUGAAAAGUUUUUUAUUUGAACCUGUAGUCAAAGCAUUUCUCAACAACGGAUCUCGUUACAAUCUGAUGAACUCCGCCAUAAUAGAAAUGUUUGAAUUUAUUAGAGUGGAAGAUAUAAAAUCAUUAACUGCCCAUGUAAUUGAGAAUUAUUGGAAAGCACUAGAAGAUGUAGAUUAUGUACAGACGUUUAAAGGAUUAAAAUUGAGGUUUGAACAGCAAAGAGAAAGGCAAGACAACCCCAAACUUGAUAGCAUGCGGUCUAUCUUGAGGAAUCAUCGAUAUCGACGAGAUGCCAGAACACUAGAAGACGAAGAAGAGAUGUGGUUCAACACAGAUGAAGAUGACAUGGAAGAUGGAGAAGCUGUGGUGUCUCCAUCUGACAAAACGAAGAAUGACGAUGAUAUUAUGGAUCCAAUAAGUAAAUUUAUGGAAAGGAAGAAAUGUAUGUUGAAACAAAGAGCAAGGGAAAUGAAAGAAAGUGAAGAGAAGGAGGUGCUUCUGAAAACUAAUCUUUCUGGACGACAGAGCCCAAGUUUCAAACUUUCCUUGUCCAGUGGGACAAAGACUAACCUCACCAGCCAGUCAUCCGCAACAAGCCUGCCUGGUUCUCCAGGGUCACCUGGCUCCCCGGGCUCUCCGGGCUCUCCUGGAUCCGUCCCUAAGAGUACAUCUCAGACGGCAGCUAUUACCACAAAGGGAGGACUCGUGGGUCUGGUAGAUUAUCCUGAUGAUGAUGAAGAUGAUGAUGAGGAUGAAGACAAGGAAGACACACUACCAGUGUCAAAGAAAGCAAAAUUUGAGUCCUAAUAAUAGCAACUGCCUGUGAUCAUCAGUACCUGUUGACAAAACUGGUUCUUUACCCCUCCCCCCUACAAAAUCCACAUCAAAGUGCAGUGGUCUCUUGUGAAUGACUGACCCAGAUCAGCACCACACUGGACUUCUGCUCAUCAAGUGCCAAUUCAAUGGAGCAGGAGGAGGGGAUGCCGUGCAGUUAGGGGAAGACAUAAGCCUGUGAGCUCUCCAGCUUGGACCACACAUUGCCCUUUUCUCAGGGAAGGAAAUGGAAAUAAAAAGCCAACAGGGCAGGGGUUUUGUCAGUGGAACUCUGGAUUGACUGGUCAGUUGCUACAAUCAGAACCUGCUUUCUUGGACCAUGUUUGAGACUUAGAAGAAUGGGUCUUUCUGCCAUAGUUCCUCACUAGUAAAGAAUGCCAGCAGUUUCUUUGUAUAAAGAGACCUGCCUUUAAAAUCAUACAUUCUGAACAUUUUAGUCAAGCUACAACAGAUUUGGAAAACCUUUGUGGGGGAGGGGCAGAAUAAAGUAUCUUUUUUUUUUUUUUUUUAAAUCUGUUCCCUUUGCCCUUCAAACUGCAGAUUUUUUUUUUCAAAGUGGGGAUUUGUCCCUGCUUGAUUAAAGAUUGAGUGGAAUUCUAGAUGUGGUCAUUUGUGUCAUAAUUUUUCUUUUUGUUUCAAUUUGUUUCUGUUUUUUUUUUCUCUCCCCCUGGGUGUAUGAUUAGUUGUUGAAUAUAUAUAUUUGGGACCAUUAAAACUUUUUUGAUGUAAUAUAGCCUAACGUGCUGGCACCUGCUUUACAUGUGUAAUUUGUGUUCUACAUCACAGUUCUUAAUUUGUUUAGAGUUUUAUGAAAGAUGGUAUAGUUUUUAUUGACAAAAGCAAAGUAAUCUUACAACUAUGUGCAUACAAAAGCAAUACUAUUUUGUGACUAAAUAUUUUAUAUUAAAAUUUGCAUCAGCAGCUGUCUUGAGAUUUCAGGGAAAUAGAGUGGAAUUUAAAACUUCAACAGUUUUGUUAAACUUAGAAACAUGAAAUUAGUAUUCCAAAGAGAUUCGGAAAUUUCAUAUCUUGGAGAAAUGACGGUACAUUAAAUCAAAAUUGAGGAUGGAUGAUUUAAAAGUAAUACUUGACUUUUGAAUAAUAAAAAGAAAAGUGAAGAGUAAGAGAAAUUGUA
Molecule: messenger RNA, 6283 nt
Organism: Mus musculus (house mouse)
Lineage: Eukaryota; Metazoa; Chordata; Mammalia; Rodentia; Muridae
Gene: Ppp4r3a
Product: protein phosphatase 4 regulatory subunit 3A
Exons: 15
Coding region: 2593-5121 (842 amino acids)
Biological process (GO): positive regulation of gluconeogenesis
Cellular component (GO): centrosome; nucleus; nucleoplasm
Molecular function (GO): protein phosphatase regulator activity
Source: RefSeq, a predicted model, not a curated record